Molecule: messenger RNA, 9532 nt
Organism: Caretta caretta (loggerhead turtle)
Lineage: Eukaryota; Metazoa; Chordata; Testudines; Cheloniidae
Gene: TEF
Product: TEF transcription factor, PAR bZIP family member
Biological process (GO): regulation of transcription by RNA polymerase II
Cellular component (GO): nucleus
Molecular function (GO): DNA-binding transcription factor activity, RNA polymerase II-specific; RNA polymerase II cis-regulatory region sequence-specific DNA binding
Source: RefSeq, a predicted model, not a curated record
CUGCUGGCGCGUGCGCCUUGGCGGUGUCUUUCCGGGAGCUGCUGGCGCAGCCCUAAUUCGUAGUCUUCCGCUGCGGGGGCCUCGGUGUUGGCACCGCUCGCCGGGCAGCGGGGAGCAUGCCCGGCCGCGCCGCGCGCCAGGAGGCAGCAGCGGGCAGCGCGGGGGCGGCCGCCUCCGCGCAGCAGGAGCGGAGCCUGGCGGGCACCUUCCCGUUGGUGCUGAAGAAGCUGAUGGAGAAUCCUCCGCGGCACGCGCGCCUCGAUAAAGAAAAGAAGGAAAAACUUGAGGAGGAUGAAGCUGCAGCUGCCAGCACUAUGGCAGUCUCUGCCUCCCUCAUGCCUCCCAUCUGGGACAAAACCAUCCCUUAUGAUGGGGAAUCUUUCCACCUGGAGUACAUGGAUCUGGAUGAGUUCCUCCUGGAGAAUGGAAUCCCUUCCAGCCCUGCUCACCUAGGCUUGAACCAGAACCCGCUUCUGCCUGUGGCUGAGCUGGAAGGAAAAGAGCCCACCAGUGCAUCUGCUGCCUCCCCUCCCUCAUCAUCUUCCACUGUAGUUUUCCAACCAUCUGAAGCUGCCUCCGGCACAGACUCCUCCCCAGAGAGUGAGAGAGAGACUCCGAGCCCUGUUGAUCCAGAGUGCAUUGAGAUUGAUGUGAACUUUAAUCCCGACCCUGCUGACUUAGUGCUCUCCAGCGUGCCCGGUGGUGAGCUCUUCAAUCCUCGCAAGCACAAGUUUGCUGAAGAGGACCUGAAACCACAGCCCAUGAUUAAAAAGGCCAAGAAGGUUUUUGUCCCAGAUGAGCAAAAGGAUGAAAAAUAUUGGACAAGGCGAAAGAAGAACAACGUGGCAGCGAAACGUUCCCGUGACGCUCGGCGACUGAAAGAGAAUCAGAUCACAAUCCGAGCAGCCUUCUUGGAGAAGGAGAACACUGCCCUCAGGACAGAGGUGGCAGAGCUGCGCAAGGAAGUGGGGAAAUGCAAGAACAUUGUCUCUAAAUAUGAGACCAGAUACGGACCCUUUGACUUAUCUGAUUCCGAGUGAUGCAACUUUAAAGACUUCUAAAAACAAAGAAACUAAAAAGCACACAUGAAACCAUCUGUCUUCAGAGUGAACAGUGAGAUGUGUGAGAGGUAUCCAGCAAAAACAACUGACGGGGACACUGCCUGCAAGUAUCCCAUCUGAACUGCACGGGGGCUGACAUGAUGAAAAGUGCAAGGUCUCCUUAAUGCUGUGUAUGGCUUUCUUAUCUCUCUUUUUUUGUACUAAUGCUUUUCUUCUGUCUGUAAUCAAACUACAGUAAUGUUACUUACUGACACUUGUCAAUGACACUCACAGCUCAUGUCUUUCAGUCCAAUCUGUUGAUGACUUGUGUGAAUGGUGACUCUGUUUUGAUACUUGAAUGAAAUGGGAGGAAGGGGGAUUCUAACUUAAAAUGGCUUAAACUAUAUUGUCACCGAUUUUUGGGGUUGGGGGGAGCAGUAGAAUAGGUUUUAGCUACUGCUGCAGCUGGGUUCUGACAAGCGUAGCAUCUUGUGACGUACUGCUGGGGGUGCUGAACCAGAGGCAUCCAUGGAAAAUAGUCUAGGAGUGCAAGAAAAUGCAACAGAUUUGUUGAAGUAAACUAAAAAGCACCAUAGAGUGUGCUGUACAAAGAGUAACAAAUAAAUCCUGUUAUAUAGCCCAGAUGACACACAACUCCUUAACUACUUCCUCUCCUGAUAUGUACACUAUGGGGAGCCCACCUCCUUCCCCUUUUACUUUUAAGGGGAUACUUUUGUAUCUCAAUAAAACAAAUUACAUCAAUUUCCUUGGCUGCUGUACCAAAAUAGAGGAGAGGUGUAUACCUCUCUGAGCUGCUGAGCCAUGUAUCUGGCUGCAGGCUAGACCAGUCAGUCUGUAUUGAAGCCCCAGAGGAACAGUGGCUAGCAGCUACUAUGCUAUGCAUCCUUCUCUUUUUCCUACUGCACUCUAAUUCCCCAAGCACCUCAGAAAGUACGGUGGGCAUCUGUCUCAUGGACCCAAAAUAUCCAGCAAUUCCAUUGUGUCAUAAUGGAACAGCUUUAAAAACCGACUCUGGGCGUGUAUGGAGAUAGAUGAGGCACUUAGAGAGCAUUGCAGGGAUGUUGGCCCUGUGUAGAAAAGGGAGGAUGUCCAUGGAAGGAAAAUUGCCAUCAGUACAGCAAAAGACUCCUAACCAGACAUCAUAACCAAAUGUAUAGGUGAAAGAGAAAAUGGAAUGGCUUAUUUCCAGUAAAAUAUUGUAGGGCUGCACUUGUAUCCAAGGUUAUGUCAAUAACAUAGAAAUGGAGAGGAGGUUUUCUAUGUGUCUGUAUGACACACAGAAAACUCUCUAAACUCUCUGCCAGGAGGCUGAUUAAUGGCAGACACCUGGCUGAUAAAGACCUUUUGAAAGCCAGCAAAACGAAAAGGGCCUAAAUGGGAGGCUCAGGAUCCAUUACAACUGAAACUUAUGACAUAUGGUUUAAUACUGUACAAAUACCAUGUCUUCAUCUUCCCCAGAGGGAUUCUUGCCUCCAGAAAAUCUUAGUAGGAAGGUGAAGAGGAAAGAGAGCAAUGGGGAGAAGCAGACUGUUGCAAACUUUCUUUAAACAAAGUUGUAACCAAUUAAUUUUUCAGUGGAACCUGGAAAAGAUGAAUGGGCUUGCUCCAUCAAGUGCACUGCUUGAUCUAGUCUUGCAAGUGGACCAUGUUUUCAGUGUUAAAGAACACGCUUUAACUUUUUUCCUAACCAGUAAGAAAUGUUAUCAAUGUGUUUAUAUGUAUGUAAUAAGAUUCCAGGAUUGUCUCUGAAGCCUAUUCAUAGAAUAUCAGGGUUGGAAGGGACCUCAGGAGGUCAUCUAGUCCAACCCCCUGCUCAAAGCAGGACCAACCCCAACUAAAUCAUCCCAGCCAGGGCUUUGUCAAGCCUGACCUUAAAAACUUCUAAGGAAGGAGAUUCCACCACCUCCCUAGGUAACGCAUUCCAGUGUUUCACCACCCUCCUAGUGAAAAAGUUUUUCCUAAUAUCCAACCUAAACCUCCCCCACUGCAACUUGAGACCAUUACUCCUCGUUCUGUCAUCUGCUACCACUGAGAACAGUCUAGAGCCAUCCUGUUUGGAACCCCCUUUCAGGUAGUUGAAAGCAGCUAUCAAAUCCCCCCUCAUUCUUCUCUUCUGCAGACUAAGCAAUUCCAGUUCCCUCAGCCUCUCCUCAUAAGUCAUGUGUUCCAGUCCCCUAAUCAUUUUUGUUGCCCUCCGCUGGACGCUUUCUAAUUUUUCCACAUCCUUCUUGUAGUGUGGGGCCCGAAACUGGACACAGUACUCCAGAUGAGGCCUCACCAAUGUCGAAUAGAGGAGAACGAUCACGUCCCUCGAUCUGCUGGCAAUGCCCCUACUUUUACAGCCCAAAAUGCCAUUGGCCUUCUUGGCAACAACGGCACACUGACUCAUAUCCAGCUUCUCGUCUGCUGUAACCCCUAGGUCCUUUUCUGCAGAACUUCUGCCUAGCCAUUCGGUCCCUAGUCUGUAGCAGGGCAUGGGAUUCUUCCGUCCUAAGUGCAGGACUCUGCACUUGUCCUUGUUGAACCUCAUCAGAUUUCUUUUGGCCCAAUCCUCUAAUUUGUCUAGGGCCCUCUGUAUCCUAUCUCUACCCUCCAGCGUAUCUACCUCUCCUGCCAGUUUAGUGUCAUCUGCAAACUUGCUGAGGGUGCAAUCCACACCAUCCUCCAGAUCAUUUAUGAAGAUAUUGAACAAAACCAACCCUUGGGACACUCCACUUGAUACCGGCUGCCAACUAGACAUGGAGCCAUUGAUCAUUACCCAUUGAGCCGGACAAUCUAGCCAGCUUUCUAUCCACCUUAUCGUCCAUUCAUCCAGCCCAUACUUCUUUAACUUGCUGUAGAGUCAGUGUGAAGCGAUGGAAAACAGCUACACAGGUGGUUGAGAGCUCUUUUUGUUCUGAAUAUCAGCAGAUGCAGCCAUCGCUGUGAUCUGUUACUGUCCUAAGUUCACAGCCAUUUUUGGCUUUUUUGCACACAUGACUUUACAAAUUACAUCCAUGGAACAACACAACUAGUACUUCUAUAAGUUGGAACUCUUAAGAUUCGCUAGGAUAGUACAUGAAAGUUUCCAAACAUCUGCAAAUGGGUUACUAUUCCAGCAUCAAAUUCCUAAAAUGUCGGGAAUAUAGUGCCACCUAUAGAAAGUGCCGCAGGCUUACACCUUGUAGCACAGCCUUGAACAACCUUUUUUUGGGGGGUUACUUUUUUAGUUUAAGGGGCUUGAUUUUAAAGACGCUGAAUGCAUGUAAAUAUGAUCUUCUAGCAUUUAUUUCCAAUUACUUGGCUCUGAAUUAUUGUUUUUUCACAGCCAUGUUUACCAUUUGAAGUGAGGUGGAUUUUUUUAGUUAAAUAAUAACUGACUAAAUUUACAAGUAUGAUUCAUUUGGAUCCUGCCAUCGUUCUGCAUUAGGAACAAUCCUAAUAUACUUAUUUCAGCAGUCUUAGUUGAUAUUUAAAUAGGCAACUGCAGUGGACUAUGGUAACCUUUAAUGCUAUCGUCUAGAACAAUGCAUGUAUGGAGAAUUGUCUUUUGUAAUAAUCAUGCUACAUUAUCACCAUAAUAUUCAAGUAAUGGGAAUAGUCCCAUUUGGUUUCCAGAUUAAUUUGUGCAAUAUAACAUAAACCAGUGAAAUAUUCAUUUGGUUUGUCUUUCAGAGAAGACUAUCCAUCUUGCAUGCCGUGGUCCUUCUGUGUAGAUUAGUGCACAAAGUUACACAUCAUGUGUGCUGCUGUACCUAGGUGAUACAAGGUUGUGUCAGUCAAGCAUAGUUUUUUCUCAAGUGUGGAUUGAUUUUUAUAGCUGGAGAACCGUCACGUUGUGAGACAUCCAGUAAGUUCUCUGAGGUAAUGGUGGUGAUCUCUUAUUCCCAUAUGAACACAGCUCUUACCAGCCACCUCCUUUGUGCGGGGCCAACACCUCUCUCUGUCUUGUUCUGGCUUUCUGUUGCGAGAUUAUGUCAGACUUCUUCCAAUUCUUACAGUCUCUUGGAGGUUAGGCAUGCUGCUUCAGAGCUUUCCACUCCUUUUAGAGUAAAUUACCAUGAACUCUGAGAUUGUGAUAGACGAUAAUGUAACUAGGAUUGCCAUCUUACCUGUGCAGCCUCUUCCCCUUGGUAACAGUACCGUAGUGUCUGCAGUGGAAUACUGACAAAUUGUUUCAAACAAAUGUAAUAUUGAAAGGGGUUGAAUUGACAGGCCAAGAGCCUGAAGUUUUCUAACAGCACAAGUUCAGCUUGAGCAAUAAUUAAGCAAGGUUCUCACAUACACUGCUUCAUGGCAAUGUGUCCUAUGCCUCACUGAUAGGGACCAUCUCAAAGGGAAAAAAGGAAAUUGCAUCUUUGGCCUUACUACAGAGACUAUCAUGAAGGGAGCAGUUUGAUGGGGAUGCCUGUUCAGUAGCCCCUGUGAAAUGGCUAGUGGUUUAAAUCUAGCUUCCACUGAACAACCAUCAGACUACAAACUUUCAAAAUGUCCCCACUAUUAAUAGGGUUACCUGUGGGGAAUGUCUGCUUUAAAAAUGUCUAUUCUAUUACAUAACCAGAAAAAACAGUUCAAUAAAUGAUGCAAGAGAGAAUUCAAUGGGCAUUAGUUUCAUACAAAGUCUGCCAAUAGGUCUAACAGCGUAAGAUAUCUAAUAGCAGUGCACAUCUGCAAUAAAUACUCCUUAAGUACAUUUUUUACUUACAGCCAAAUCCUGUUCCCAUUGAAGUUGUUGGCAAAGCUCUCAUGAACUUCCAUAGACAAAGGUCUUUAUUCUCUGCUCUGGUGAUUUUGAGUUUUCAUCAAACAUUGGAGCGGUGGAUGACUUUGCUUUCCUCUGGAGCACACUGAGCCCUGGUCUACACUUAAAAAUUAGAGUGACCUAGUUACAUCACUCAGGGCUGUGAAAAGUGUAUGCUCCUGAGCACCAUAGUUAGGUUGACCUAACUUCCCAUAUAGAUGCAGAAGAAUUCUGUCAACUUGGCUACAACCCCCUCAGAGCGUUGGAUCGGUGACAUUGACGGAAAAACCCCUUCCGUUGCUGUAGGAAGCGUGUACAGUGCCAUGGCGGCACAGCUGUCGCCUCUGUAGGGUAGACAAGCCCUGAGUUGGGACCAGAAGAGACCCCUGUGAUUGCAGGUGCAGUAUUGGUGGACUGAUCUUCCCAUCACUUUUGUUUAUCUUACGAACGAGAACUUUUUUUAUUCAGAUAGUCUGCUUAAUUAAUCUUUGAUUUGCUGUUUGGUCUGGGUAAAGAAGAAAUAUGCAGUGCAUGCUAAGAGAAGAAAUGUGUUAAUUCCAGGUGUCAUAUAGUUCUUUACUUUUUUUUUUUUUAAUAAGGUCUUCACUGCUGAUAAUUAUCCAUUUCAUUUCUUUGCUGUGCUGUUUGGAAGUCCCUUGUGUUCUAGCUGGAAAUACUAUUUUCCGCAUCAUCUGGUGAGCUGCUACUAACUGUACCAGGUACAUCUUAAGGUAGCAGGUGCAGUGGAGGUCCAGCAGCGCCAGAGUUUAGGAAUACUGUAAAAGUACAAUUGUUGUGACAAAAACGUUCUGUGUAGUCAGUAGGAGAGCAGUGCUGCUGUGCAACUUCAGAUCCACAGAGCUCCUAAACUUCACAGAAUUGAAGCUCCUGGUUAUCAAAAGUCCUGAUUUUACAAAGUGUUCAGUUAUCUCAAAGCUUUGUAAAAUCAGGGUGUGCCUGUAUUGUUUUCUCCUGGCUGUAGUGGGUGAACCCAAGACAAAGGGGAGGUGCAGAGGUGACCUGACCCAUUAACUUCAUAUUUUACAGUAACCUAUAUCUAAAUCUUUACUGAGGAAAGAACAUUUAUUUUAGUAUCUUUUUUUUUUAAGGGCUUUUCCCCUCACACAAAUACAAAAUCUUCACCAGAUUUGUUGGUCUUCAGUAAUUUCUCUGUUGUACAUCUACCAAAACCACCAGUAAAGGUUGGGGGAAGGGACAAAGUCAAUAUUUCUAGCCAGAUGGUUCAUUAUAUUUUGUGUGGCUUUUUUGGAAUACAAACUUUUAAAGUUCAGGCAGUCACAAUAGAGUGGAGAGUUGUGAGGGAAGUAAAAAAGUAAGCAGAGCAUAAAGAAGAGAGGAAAAACCGAAAGAUAAGGUUAAGGCAAAAUACUAGCCUGAGCCAGAAUGCUGAAACUGAAGCCGAACUGCUUCUAACUUUGGGGCAGUUCAGAUCCAGAUCUCAUCCCCACAGCUUGAGCUCAUAUCCAAGAUGUUCACUUUUUAAAGUGAUGGGUGCCUCCUUUUCUUGCUCAUAUUUCUUAUGGGCCACAAUAGAGAGUGAAGGUGAAAAGAACUUUGGAGAGUGGGGGAAGUUGCUAUUAUUUUUAACUACUGUAGUUAUAUUAAUUUACUCACUGUAUGUCCAUUAAAUUAAGGCACUUGAUUCUGACGUGCAGAUCUCAGUAAUGCUGCACUUUGCUCAUGUGGUUACCUGAACUGCUUGACAGCACUGCAUCCAUAUGUGAGGAUGAGGUGAGGAUUCGUUCACUUACCUAAAUGGAAUAGCAGGUAGCUGGUAUCUAUCUUUUUAGAGAAGCGAUGAGGUGUCUGUUUGCUACUGGUCAGGGUAAUGGAAGGAUUCAUCUUCUACACUCUUAUGUGAUGAUGUGAUUUAUUGGAAUAUUGUAUUUUGUAUAAUUUAGAAUAUGUAAAUACACUUUUAAAAUUAAUCUGUCUUAUAAAGUAAUAACGCUUCUAUUGUAACACCUGAAAAUUGUUAAAAGUGCUUCAUGUCAUAUGACUUGGGAUUUUUUUUUCUAGAGAACUGCAGAAAUCAAAGUGAGAUUGAUGUUGUGGAGUUUUCAUUUAAUUGUGAUGCUUCCUGUUCACAAAAAUAUUUAAAAAUAAUAAACCACCCAAAUAGAGAAACUUCAUUUUAUUUUUUUACAGUAGUCAAUGAGGUGACAUUCAUCACUGUUCUCAGACAAUCCCAUUUUCUGGAUUGUCCGUUUUGCUGUUGGCCAAUAACAGUUAGAAAGCACUCCAAUUGGUCAGUUUCAUAAAAAGCACUGUGCGAGUCCAGAAAAAACAGUAACUUGUUUUUUAAAUUGCUUGGUUGUGGCUUAAACGUAGCCCUCUAACCAGACUGCGCUGUCAUUGACUGUUACCGCAACUCACCCAUAUCAUAAGUAGAAUAAACCUUCAUCAGUCGUGUUGUGUGUACACACAAAUAUAUGGUUAUCCUGCUCGCACACCGUUGGUGCAUGGAGAGAUACAUUGACUAAAGACUUGAGUUUUCAGUGCAUUUUCAUUGUAUACUGCACAGAUGGAACUUUCAGCCAGUGAAAUUCUUCUUUGUGUCAAUUUUAGACUAGAGGAAAACAAAAUUAAUGGUUGAGAAUCAUGGUCAAUGUGUUAGGAAGCAACUUGUCCUUGUCCUUCAAACUUUAUCUAGCAUUGGGGCCCACAGCCCUGUUAUAAAACCUUCCUGCUGACCUAUCUUUAGCUCACUGACCUUAACUGAUGUACAGCAGUGGCCUGCUCUCCAUUAUCUGCUGCUGCAGCAUUCCAUUGAAAUAACAAUGGAAAAUUACACUUUUUUUAUAGUGGGCAGAAAUGGUGGUACAUUUUUGUAUUCUGUUCCCAAGCUGUUAAUUUAGCUGCUUCACAGUUACUUGUGUGCAAAUUAUUCACUGGAGUUCUGCACCUGUCAACCUUUUUUGGAGAAGAGGAGAGAGUCUGUUUUGAUCUAAUUAGUGUUUCUGGAAGAAUCGCAUUUGGUGUGUUUGGUUUACACUACAUUUUAAUGCCAGAAGCAAGAGAAUUUUGAAGUGUCCUUUAUUUGGAUCUACAGAUGACACCACUCUAUCCCACUCAUUCAAAAGGAAAAAUUUGACUGCGGAAUAUUUUAUUAACUGCAAAAUAUUAUUUUAAUAUAUAGUUUUGCUUUGUGUCAUUAAACAGUUGCUGUGUUUCACCUCUUGGGUGUCUCCAUUUUUGAGGAAGGCAGAGUAAUUCCUGUAUAUAGUUUUGUAAGUCAGUCUGUAAAAUGCUUUUUGGUCAUUCUGAAUGAAAGGCCCUAUAGAAAUGUAAAAUUGCUACUUUUACCAGAUAUUAUCAUGUUUGUGAAACAGGUGAGUAAAGUUGUCUAUUACCAUAAAUAAUCUAGCUUCGCUAUUAAUCAUGUACCCAAAACUGCUCAUUUUGUACACAUACUCUUGCCAGCUGAUCAAAGAAAAUAAAGGUACCUGAAUUGCAGUUUGAUGAGGAAAGGGGCAUUUCACUGUACACCCAGUAUCCUCCUAUAUUUCCAUUUCUGACUUUUUUUUUUUUUUUUAAUGAACGAACUCUGGAUUUGAAGUUUCCAAGUAUUGAAAAAUCGCUUGGAAUUUGUGGGUACUGUAGUUGAAAUCCUUUCUGCUCUUGACGACUGUUUUUUUAAUGCUUUUUUCUUUAAUAUGUAAAGUUUUGACUGUAUGAAAUUGUUUAGUAUUUUUCCUUUUUAAAAAAAUAAAGUGUAUAUUCCACUACA